UUAAAAAAAAUACAUAAUUAAAAUAGGUAUAGGAACUCGAAUCCGAACUGAACACGCAAUGAUUCGAACCAAAUGCAAACCAAAAUUUGUAAAAAUCUGAAAUCCGAAUGGAUCAACUUAAUCCGAAUGGAUAUAUGAAUGUCUAUCCCCCAAAAAAACUUAUACAACAGAUCUCUUAGUACAACAUACAAUAAAUAAUCUAAUAAACUAUUUCGUUCCGCGCACCCUUGAUUAUAAAUAUUAAAAGGAGUGACCAAAAAGUUAUUGAGAUUAAUUAAUCUCGGGAUUCUAGUUUCUCGCCAGGUAGACUACUUAGGGAUCGAGCUGUUGCUCCUCAAAUCUCUAUGUAAAGAAAAUGAUAUGUUAUGCUUUUCUAGUUAAUUCUUUCUAAUCUCCCAAUUAUAAACCCUUUCCCCGCUUCAUGAUUUGAAGUAGAACGUUUGAGUAAUUCAGAUCGUAAGCAAUCACUCUUUUCUUUGUUUUCUGCUUUUUACAUCAACCCAUAUAAUUUUUAUAGGGUUUUUGUUAUCCAAAAGUAUUUUGAUCAAAUCUAAUUUUCUUCUUUUUGUUAUUGUUUGCAUCUGACGGUUAUAAUAUGGUUGAACUCUUGUUUCUUCUAUCCUUUUUGGUGGAACUACAAAGUAAUUGCUUUCAGAUAAAUCUUGAGAACGCAUUAAUGAAAAAUGGAGUGAGUUUUAUUUCAUUACUUUUUAAGAAACCAGUUUCAUGGUUGUCUUUUAUCGCCCCACCAUUUCUUCACAUCGUAGGGCUUGAUUUCUCGCAAAUCAUCCUAACCUCAGCUGCUGUGUUCUUCUCCUCUUUUUUCUUCUCCUCUUUCUUAUUCCCUCUCACAAUCCAAAAACCAAACCCUAUGAUAGACUCCAAGGUUCAAGCUAAGGAUCUUGGUCAACAAGACACUUUAGGAAACAUCGAAAUAUCUACGAGCACUGAUGAUAUUGUCAGAAAUAAAGAUGAAGAAGAGGGAACAAUUCCUGAUGAGGAAAGCCUUAUAGAACUCUCCUUACCAAGCGGUCACUACGUUGGCCAGCAAUUCAGUACUAUGACUGUACAUCAAGAUUUCGGGCAUAUCCAACUAUUAGCCGAGUCUGAAGAUGAUAAUCUGAUCGAAAUCGAUAUUUCAAUCGGAUCCAUCAAAUGUUCCAGGUUUCAGUUCAAAGCCUGAUACAUGUUCAUAUUUUCUACAACCACGAAGGGAAUAACGAUUGUAUGUAAAGUAAUUAUUCCGCUAUUUUUGCACGCCACAAGUUUUCUGUGUGUUUUUAAUAAACUAUGUAGUUGCAAUUUAUACUUCUUUUUUUUCUCCAGCCUUGUGGGGUUUUGCUAUUGUUGUCAAAACGGAACAAAAAUUUAUCACAGUUAUCUCUUUGGUAUAAAA
This is a messenger RNA of Brassica napus (rape), 1396 nucleotides long. RefSeq lists its product as uncharacterized. The coding region runs from base 596 to 1183 and encodes 195 amino acids. The record is from RefSeq and is a predicted model, not a curated record. NCBI's taxonomy places the organism in Eukaryota, Viridiplantae, Streptophyta, Magnoliopsida, Brassicales, Brassicaceae. The transcript has a single exon.